AGCCCCAGAGUGCACUGCGGGCACGUGCGCGCGCGCCCGCCACUCCACUGCCGAGCGACCGCGGGAAAAUUCCAAAAAAGUCAAAAUAAAACAAAAAACCAGUACGAGGCAAAGCCAAUUUUCAAGCCACAGAACCCGGGUGGUGGCGUCCUUUCCACCACUGCCCAAACUGCUGAAGCAGCUCUGGCGUGGACCACCCGAUUAGCUGUGUGCUUACUGUUUCCUUCAGUGCUUGGCGGGCCCGGGAAGAUACAUCACCUUCCCCCUUUGCUGAAAUGGCUCAGGAUGCAGUGGGCCUGCCUUCUGACUAUCAGUUUUGGAUGUGGAAGCUUUCUGUGUGGGGCCAGGCCUCCACUUCGGAAACUCAGCAAGACACCUGCCGUCACCUGCCUCAGUUUCAGGAGUUCCUGCGGCAGAUGUACGAAGCUCUGAAAGAGAUGGAUUCAAGUACAGUCAUUGAAAGAUUCCCCACAAUUGGUCAACUGUUGGCAAAAGCUUGCCUGAAUCCUUUUAUCUUAGCAUAUGAUGAAAGCCAAAAAAUUUUAAUAUGGUGCUUAUGUUGUCUGAUUAACAAAGAACCACAGAAUUCUGGAGAAUCGAAACUUAACUCCUGGAUACGGGAGAUGUUAUCUCACAUACUUUCAUCAUUCAGAUUUGAUAUGAAAGAAGUUGGUCUUUUUACUCACUGUCUUGGGUAUGCACCUGCAGAUUAUUAUCCUGGUUUGCUUAAAAAUAUGGUUUUAUCAUUAGUGUCUGAACUCAGAGAGAAUCAUCUUAAUGGAUUUAACACUCAAAGGCGAAUGGUUCCUGAACGCGUAAGGUCCCUAUCACGAGUUUGUGCCCCUCUUAUUACUCUGCCAGAUUUCAAACCUCUGGUGGAAGCUCUGCUCACCUACCAUGGACGUGAACCUCAGGAAAUGCUCUGGCCGGAGUUCUUUGAUGCUGUGAAUGACGCCUUUUUGCUGAAGAAGAUUUCUCUCCCCAAGUCAGCGAUAGUCUGCCUCUGGCUUCGACACCUUCCCAGCCUUGAAAAAGCAGUGCUGCAUCUUUUUGAAAAACUAAUCUCCAGUGAGAGAAAUUCUCUGAGAAGGAUCGAAUGCUUUAUGAAAGAUUCAUUGCUGCCUGAAGCAGCCUGCCACCCUGCCAUAUUCAGAAUGGUUGAUGAAAUGUUCAGGUAUGCACUCCUGGAAACCGAUGGAGCCCCAGAAGUACUAGCCGCCAUUCAAGUGUUUACAUGGUGCUUUGUAGAAGCUCUGGAAAAAGAAGACACACAGCUGAAGUUCACACUCAAGACCUACUUUCCUUAUGCUUCUCCCUCUCUUGUCAUGGUGCUACUCCAACACCCGAAAGGUAUUCCCCAGGGGCUGUGGCACCAGCCAUUGACACAUAUUUCUGAGAUGCUCAGAGAAAUAGUUGAAGACCAGGCUCACUGGUAUGCACACUGCCGAGCAAGAAGUGGAGAAGCGCAGAACUGCACAGACCGCCUGGAGCAGCUGCCUAUGUCCUGCAGAGGCCCCUUUGAGAGCUGGUUUGUGCUCGUUCACUUUGGAGGAUGGGCUGACGUCGCGGCUGAGCACUUACUGAUGUCAGCAGCCGAACCCCCGGAAGCCUGGCUGUGGCUCUUGGCUUUCAGCUACAGCCCACGUGACAGGAGUCAGUGGAGAGCAGAGGCCAUGGCAGAGGGGAAGGCAGUGCUCAGCCGCCUCCGGAAGCUGUUGCGAAGUCCAACACUCUCAGCCAGGGAUGUGCACGCAGCAGCUGGAGAGCAAAGUGGGGACCCCAGACCACCCGCGUGCCCAUGGCUGAUCAGGCGCCUAACCCUGAACUUCUUGCUCUGGGCUCCUGGAGGCCACACGAUUGCCCGGGAAGUCAUAACCCUCAUGGCUCAGACUGAUGAGAUAACCCACGAGAUUAUCGGCUUCCUUGACCAGACCUUGUACAGAUGGGAUCGUCUCUGCAUGGAAGCCCCAACGUCAAGAAAACUGGCCAGAGAGCUCCUUACAGAGCUGCGCGUGCACGUCUAGCGCAGGGCCUUGGAACAUGUGGCUGCCACGCGGGGCCCAGGCUCACGGGGGCACAUGGUGAAAUGCUGUGUGCCGAGUACCCUCUGUGAGUGGUAACAAUGAGCCAUAAAUAUCUUGGCAAGAUCUGGCACUACAGAUUUUACAAAAUGAGAAGACAGGUCCUUGAGGCCAAACUCAGAUUUAUUCACGAAUGACUGGAUUAUGCCGUUAGCAUUCUCUGUACCUGCUCAACACGGUGUGAUUAGAGAAUCGCUAAAGGAAAGGCUUGGAUGGGAGAAAAGAUUUUUAUUUCCUUUUUUCCCCUUAUCACACCAAGAUGCACAACUAUUAUUUCAAUGUUUCAAAGUCUUUUGACCAAGAAAUUGGUCAUGAACCACUGAUCAGCCCAGAAAGUAACUGAGCCUUUUUCACAGACCUCUGUUUUAGAAGUCAUGUCAUUGGUGUUGGUCUUUCCACCUACAGAGCUCCGAGAUAAAGCCACACUCUCCUGGGUCUCUAAGAAAUUCUUCAGCAAGGAGUUCCCCCGAGCCAUCCCGUGAGCAGGCCAAGGAGAUGCCCAGAGGCGAGUGGCAGUGACAAGACCACUGGUCCCUGUUGGCACGUGUGCCAGCCCUGCUGGGUGCACUACACCACAGAGCAAUGAAAUAAAGCUGGUCCUGGUGCUAACUCUCUACCUUUGUAUUUGCUAAACACUGACUGCUACGAAGAGCUCAUAUCACGUCAAAGAUGGCUGAUGGGAGAGCACAGGACGUGCUCUAAAAACCCUGGAACAGAUUACACAUCAGUUGUCUUGUUAAGUGAAACGGGAACUGGAAAUUUCUAAUAAAGAACUGGUAACUCCAA
Rhinolophus ferrumequinum (greater horseshoe bat) is the source of this 2867-nucleotide messenger RNA. RefSeq names its product FA complementation group C (gene FANCC). Gene Ontology annotation, cellular component: Fanconi anaemia nuclear complex. Gene Ontology annotation, biological process: nucleotide-excision repair; cellular response to oxidative stress; interstrand cross-link repair. The record is from RefSeq and is a predicted model, not a curated record. The transcript is spliced from 16 exons. Lineage: Eukaryota; Metazoa; Chordata; Mammalia; Chiroptera; Rhinolophidae. The coding region runs from base 276 to 2024 and encodes 582 amino acids.